GAGCAAUAAAUAUUUCAAUAUUUAUGUUAACAAUUUAUGGGAAUGAGCCUUCGAGAAUUUACGGUGGUGAAAAUUCCAAAGUGGGAGAACACAAUUUCUUUGUUUCUUUGACUGAAGACGAGAGAACUUUCUGUGGUGCUGCGAUAAUUGAUGAUAGGCAUGUCAUAACAGCAGCUCACUGUGUUGCAAACUUUACUGACAUAGAUGUAAAUAAUACGGCAAUAAGUAUUAACAUAACGGAUUUGCAAAUUGGAGGUCAAAAUUACAGCAUAAAAAAAAUUUUCAUUCACCGAAACUAUAACGAAACAGACCCCGCUUCACACAAUGAUGUCACAAUAUGUCGGACGAACGAGACAAUGCAAUUGGGCGCUAACCAGCAAAAGUCUGUUUUUGCUCUUCCAAUUGCUCUUGCAUCAGGACCGACCGAAAGCGGUAAAAAUGUCACUGUCGUUGGUUCUGGAAUCACUGAAUCUUAUCCGAAAUACCUCAGUGAGACCUUGAAGAAGCUUUCUGUGAAGACACUGGCAAUCUCAGAAUGUCAGAAGUAUUUUGAAGACAAACUUUGGGACGGUCAAAUUUGCACAAUUUCACCAAUAGGAAAAGGUACUUGCCUUGGCGACAGUGGCGGUCCAGUGGUCAACAGUGAAGGAGAAUUGGUUGGAAUUAUUUCAUGGGGAAUGCCGUGUGCUAUAGAUUAUCCAGAUGUUCACACCAAUGUCUCUUAUUUCAUUGACUGGAUUACAGACAUCAUAAAUUACUAUUAA
Cotesia congregata is the source of this 764-nucleotide messenger RNA. The record is from the annotation of a GenBank genome assembly. NCBI's taxonomy places the organism in Eukaryota, Metazoa, Arthropoda, Insecta, Hymenoptera, Braconidae.